Messenger RNA from Leptopilina boulardi, 2329 nucleotides. Its product is annotated as ribonuclease H2 subunit B. The transcript has 5 exons. Gene Ontology annotation, biological process: ribonucleotide metabolic process; RNA catabolic process. The coding region runs from base 439 to 1365 and encodes 308 amino acids. The record is from RefSeq and is a predicted model, not a curated record. Gene Ontology annotation, cellular component: nucleoplasm; ribonuclease H2 complex. Lineage: Eukaryota; Metazoa; Arthropoda; Insecta; Hymenoptera; Figitidae.
UAUCUUUCUCCUUAGUUGCAAUCUUUUACGCCAGAGCUCGAUAUUCAGAAAUCUUGUAAGAAAAUAAUAUUAUAAUAUUCUCUCUCACAACUAAAAGGAAAAGAUUCAUUGUAUUUUCAAAUUGACAAAAACUUUUGUCUAUGUGCAAUAAUUGACUGUGACAAUAUUUUUAUGGAGCUUGCAAGUGUCUCAAGAGAAUGUGAUGCCGGUUAGAUAUUUUUAUUAAAAGUUUUUUAGUUUCCACUGUAAAAUAGACGCUGUUAUAACAUCCGCGCCCGGUUCUUGUUGCCAAAAAUGGCUGACUAGAUUGAUUAUAAUAUAUAUUUCUACCUGGAAAAGUUAUAACAAAAUCCUGUUGUGUUUGCAAAAUUAAAAUAUAUUUUGCAAAGUGAAUUUCAUAAGUUUGAUAUAAAGAAAAACAAUAAUAUUCUUUAUAAGAUGCCGCGCGUUAAAGCGUCUCCGAAAAAGUGCGUCAAAACCGCGAAUUCACAUCCAGGAGCUAAUACUUGGGUUUUUCUUAUGAAAGAUGGAAUGGAAAAUGCAGAUGGUAAGCAACCCGAUAUGGUAAAAUUGAGACAUCCAUCAUCAAAUCAAUCAGCAAUGUUUGUAUUUGGUCCUGGUGAUACAACAAUUCAGGAAGUAAUAACGUUUGAUGAAAACAAAAGAUCAUGGUUUAUUGAUGAACACGUUAAAUCAGAUGGAAAAAUGCAUUUAUCAACUCCUAUAGAUCCAAUUUUUCUCGUACUUCCAUAUUUGAGAAAGUCACAGCAAGUAAUGCCAUUAGAUCAAAUUUUACGAGACGAAGACUAUCCAGAAACUUCACGUUUAGCGCGAUGUCACAAUUUAAAACUUACAUUGGUGGCUGAUCGUAAGGGUGACGAAUCGUUAUUAGCUUAUAAAUUUAACGAAGAGAAGACAAUGGAAUGGCUACAGAAAAAAGUCGAUAGGGUAGCUGAAAUUUUAAAACAAAAGGGUAUUCACGUUUCACAGGGUGCAGUGAGUGCAAAUUUUGUCAAGAGCAGUAAACAUGAUACUGGAACUACAGCUGAAUAUUUAAAAUACGCACACGGUAUUGUAUCGGAAUAUCUUGCUGAGGAUCUUGCUAAAAAAUUAGCACAACAUCUUAAUUUACCCGAUGAAUUAGAACAAAAGAAACGAAAAUUAUCAAGUCCAAAGGAUUCGAUUGAUGAGAAACGACACAAGAAAGAUACACAAGAAUCUGAAUCACUACCACGAAAUGGAGCACUUGAUUUAACAAAGCCUGAAAAACCUCUCAAGACUCCGCCGCCAUCGAAAAAAGAAUUGGCACGACAAAAAGCGGCAGCGGGUUCUAAAAGUAUUACAAGCUUUUUCAAGAAAAAAUGAGCACGCUAAACAUAAUGGUUUGUAAAAUGCUCAAUAAGAAUAUUUCAGUUUUUUAGUCGCACUUAAAAAAAAAAAAAAAAAAAAAAAAAAAAAGAAAAAAAAAUAGUGGACGAUGCAUCAUCUAUGUUUCUAUGAAUGUUGUUAAAAAAUCUCGAAACUUAAGCAUAUACUUUUAAGAGAUCUCCCCUCGAAAAAAAUGCAUAACCUCGCGAUAAGGAAAAAUUAUAAGAGGAUUUUAAAACAAAAAAAAACGUAGUAAGUAUAUUAAUGUAUAAUUUUUUUUUAAUCACCAUAUUCUUUUUUUUUUAAUUUCUAUUCAACUCACAGAUUUUUAUUUUUACAAGAGAUAAUAUUUGUUGCCCAAGAUUGUAUUGAUUUUAAAGGUAAUUUUAAAAAUUACAGUAACUGUUAAAAAUCCUGUUAUAUUGCAAACUAUAUCUUAGAGAGAACAAAAAAAAAUCGAUAAACGUAUUUUAUAAAAAUAGUAGUAGUGAAAAUUCUGGCCAUUGCACAAAAUUCACAUCUGUUUUUUUUUAUUUUUCCAUCAUAUAAAUUUUAUGACAUACUUAUAAAUUCUAGGUAUUGUUUCCUUUUUUAUUUUUUUAUCUUUUAAUCAUAAAGUAUUGAAAACAAAAAUUUCAUCCAUUUUAUAAAGUAGUAAUUUAUGUUAAGUAGUUUUUUUUCCUAAUUUAUUCGUUUCAAAUUUGUACAUACAUAAGUACAUAAAAUAACUGACAUAUAUUAUUUUUUACAAAAAAAAGAAAAGAAAACUUUGUUCUUCGUUAUAAUUAUUUAAAUAAGCGAAAAAUCUUUCGAGCAAACACGAUUCAAUUUCAUAAGAAAAAAAAACACAUAGUGUAAAUGAGAGCGUGUUUGAUGUGUUAUUAUUCAAUCGUAUUUAAUGUACAAUGAAAAUAUGUCAAACUUGUACGUGUAUUAUAAUAUACUUAAUCAUAAAAAUGCA